UAAUCUAAAAGUUUAAUAAUUGAUUGUUGUAACGAACAGAAGUCUUCAUGAGGAAAAACUUUGAGUUUGAGCUCAAAGUUCCGCUGCGGUUCUGGUUCCGUCUCGCUGCUGUUUGGACCUUCAGCAGGAGCGGCAGAAAACCCGUGAAACAUCCCGUUUCCGGCAGGCCGUGAAGGCAGCACCGGACCAACCGGGGGCUCCGCCUCCUCCAAUCAGAGCGCAGCCUCGCUCGGCCUCGGCCAAUGGGAGGCGAGUGCGUGCAGGUGGCUGCCUUGGUUAUCAGCGGCUCCAGCGUCGAACCCGGUCCAUUCUUAAUGGUUCCGAUGAAAGUGAGUGAAGAACCGGACCAGAACCAGGACUCUGSCCGCCUGUCGUGCCCUGCAGCCCGGACACGGUUCGGUGUUUUUCUCGGUGUUUCACCUCCAGGAGGAGAAGUUUCCAGAGUUUUCUCCUCUUUCAGGAUUUUAGUUUCUUUUAUUAAAAAGUGUUUUUUUUUUUUAAUCAUCUCUUCAUGUUUCGGUUCUGAGGAGGUUCGGCUCCGGGUCACCCAUGUUAGCGGUCGGGCCGAUGGAGACGAACCGGCAGAGCGCGUUCGUUCUGGGCAGCACGCCGCUGGCCGCGCUGCACAACAUGACCGAGAUGAAGACGUCUCUGUUCCCCUACGCGCUGCAGCAGAGCCCGGGGGCCGGCUUCAAGGCGCCCCCGCUGGCCGGCCUGGGCGCGCAGCUGGCCGGGGGCACCCCGCACGGGAUCAGCGACAUCCUGGGGAGACCCCUGACCGCCGCGGGCCAGCUGCUGUCCGGCUUCCCCCGGAUCAACGGCCUGGCCACCGCGGCGGGGAUGUACUUCAGCCCGGCCGUGUCCCGGUACCCGAAGCCGCUGGCCGAGCUGCCGGGCCGGGCGCCCAUCUUCUGGCCCGGAGUGAUGCAGGGUUCCCCGUGGAGGGACCCGAGGCUCCCCUGCCAGGUUCAGGGUGGGGUCAUGGUGGACAAAGACGGGAAGAAGAARCACUCCCGGCCCACCUUCUCCGGUCAGCAGAUCUUCGCUCUGGAGAAAACCUUUGAGCAGACCAAGUACCUGGCAGGUCCAGAGAGGGCCCGGCUGGCCUACUCCUUAGGGAUGACCGAGAGCCAGGUCAAGGUCUGGUUCCAGAACCGGAGGACCAAGUGGAGGAAGAGGCACGCAGCAGAGAUGGCCUCGGCCAAGAAGAAGCACGACUCGGAGACGGAGAAGAUGAAGGAAAGUUCUGACAACGAGGACGACGACGACUACAACAAACCUCUGGACCCGAACUCCGACGACGAGAAGAUCACGAGACUCUUAAAGAAGCACAAGACCGGGUCCAACCUGGGCCUGAUCAGUCCCUGCAGCAACAGCUCCGACACCUUGUGAUGUCCACCGGUUCUGGACGGGUCAGUUUGGACUCCUGACCCGGUCUGACCGAGGAAUGUCUUUUUUUUUUUUUCUGGCUCAGAUUGAGCAGAACUGAGACAAACCCAAGUCCUCAGGCUGGACCCGGACCUGGUACGUGUCCCGUCAGAACCGGACCUCCACAGAACUGAUGAGGGGUUCUGUUCGAAGGACCACGAGGACAGAAGUUCUUUUUGCUGUGAGACUUUGAACAGAACCGGCUGUGAAUGAACUCAGAAGAGUCCGGAUCAGUGGGUCUGACCCGUAUUUAUUCCACAGACAAGAAGCAAUUCUGGACCUACAGAACCUCUACGGAACCUCUACGGAACCUCUACAGAACCUCCACAGAACCAUCUGACGCUGAGGUUCUGAUUUAAAUCCACGAGAAUUAGUUUCAGUAAAAAGCAGGUUUGUGGUUCUGGUUCUGGUUCUGAGUGGAUCCUCAGGCGGGUUUUGGACCAGGUUCUUUUUGUAAAGUCAAAGUGUAAAAAGUUGUAAAUAUUCAGCUGACAGGAAACAGAACCGGGUCGUUUGGACUUUAUUUUGCUUUGAUUCGUCAGAAAAUAAAGGUUUCUGUUGAUCUGAAGAAAUUAUUGGAA
Austrofundulus limnaeus is the source of this 2009-nucleotide messenger RNA. It is a transcript of the gene nkx6-2, whose product is annotated as NK6 homeobox 2. Gene Ontology annotation, molecular function: RNA polymerase II cis-regulatory region sequence-specific DNA binding; DNA-binding transcription factor activity, RNA polymerase II-specific. Bases 550 to 1392 code for a protein of 280 amino acids. The record is from RefSeq and is a predicted model, not a curated record. Gene Ontology annotation, cellular component: nucleus. Gene Ontology annotation, biological process: cell differentiation; regulation of transcription by RNA polymerase II. The transcript has 3 exons. NCBI's taxonomy places the organism in Eukaryota, Metazoa, Chordata, Actinopteri, Cyprinodontiformes, Rivulidae.